This is a messenger RNA of Closterium sp. Yama58-4, 1836 nucleotides long. Lineage: Eukaryota; Viridiplantae; Streptophyta; Zygnematophyceae; Desmidiales; Closteriaceae. The record is from the annotation of a GenBank genome assembly.
AUGUCGAUGAGCCCUCUAGUGCCCGACGCGCCCUUAUCUCCUAAGAGCCUCUCGAAUUGCCUCGCUGUCGUUAUCCUUGCUACUAUCGGCCUUGUCGCAACCCUGUGCGUCUUCCGUCGAGAACAGCCGGCUUGUACGUGCGAUAAUGACGUCAGCACAGGCUCCAGUCCAAUCAGCGGUGCCGGAGCUCCCGGUGGCGUUUCCCCCGUUAGUGAGCUCUCCGCUGCUAGAGUUAAGUGUCCCUCGGCUGGUGGCGCUGCUCCAAUUCGGCCUAUAGUAGAGAACGGGGCGAACGCUUAUAACGUGUACGCGCGGUUACCGAGUAGUCCCGCGGACACUUCUAAUCCGAUUCUCGCGGCGGCUGCUGCGGAAGAAAAGAAGCCGUUUAUUUACGUGUACGAUUUCGGUACCAACUGUACGGAUGACAUUUCCGGGAUGGAUGUUCCGCCGUACGCGUUACAUUUCGACCUCGAACGGAAAUUGACGGAGCAGAUUUUAUCUGACGCUGGAGGCGUUCGAACCCACGACCCGAAACAGGCGACUCUUUUCUUCGUGCCCUUUUAUUCUUCCCGACUGCUACAGUACUACCUGAGCGGCUCGAAAGGCGGUUCGGACGUGCGCGACGCGGUAGAGAAGGUUUCAAAGGUUUGGAUGGCUCUGCUGGUCAAGGUUCGGCGCGAGCCGCACUUUUACCGAUCCAACGGCCGCGAUCAUUUCUCGAUCUUGUCGACGCGGAACGGGAGAUGCGACGCGCUGACGUACAUAAACCCUAAGUUGCUCGGCGAGAUGUUCUUCGUGACUUAUAACGGGGAUAUUCUGGUCCGGAGCGUACACACGGGAUGGACACCCGACAUGCGGGUGCUGUCGUAUAACUAUAAAGCGCCCAUAAACGACUCUAUUCCGGACAUCGCCUGCUAUUCGCCUGGGCGAGACGUGGUCGUGCCGCCGCUGCUGACUCAGACACACGUCAUCCCCCCCUCGCACGGGCCCACUGCUGCUGCUGAUGCUGCUAGUGCUGCUGGUGGUGCUGCUGCCGUGGCAGGCGAUGGUUCAGGUGGUUUUUCAAGUGACUCUGCCGCUGCUGCAGCCGCCCCACCUGCCUAUGGAGGUCGCAGCAUCCGCGUGCUGAUGGUGACGUCAGCGGCCAACGUCGCUGACAUCAGCAACUUCAGGAUAAAGGAAGGCUUGCACCACAACUAUCCGGUGGAGAAGUGGUUGAUAGAGCUCUAUGCGUCCGACACAGCGCUCAUCCAAGGGUGGAAGGUGGUGUUCCGAAAUGACGACGAGGAGGCUCUAGGGGUCCGGGGGGAUACCCCUGAAAUUAGUAGUGCUGCUGCUCCUGCUGCUCCUGCUGCUGCUGCUGCUGCUGCUGCUGCUGCUGCUGCUGCUACUGCUGCUCCUGCGGAUGGUGCUGCUGAUGGUGCUGAUGCUGGUAGUGAUGGUGCCGGCGGUGCUGGUGACAACAGCGAGUGGGGCAACAGUGUCUUCUGCCUCGUACUGCCUGGUCGCGCCCAGUGGUCCUUCCAGCUCGCCAAGGCAAUCCUCUCAGGCUGCAUCCCAGUGACGUUCCUCCGUGCCAACGACAACCCCUGGGCCGCCUCACAGUACCACCACGCAGCAUCCCCCUCCUCCCCUCCUUCGGCCCUUAACUACCCGGUGUUCUCCCUCAACAUCGACCCAGCAGCGGUUGACUCGCUGCCCCGCAGGCUGCAGGAGGUGUUUGAUCAGCCAGGGCUUGUGGAGAGGCUGCAGCACAACCUGGGGCUCGUGCAGGACAUGUUCAAGUGGCAUGACUCGCUGGACCAGGGGCAGGGGCGGUGCUCACGAGCAGGCUGA